Molecule: messenger RNA, 2835 nt
Organism: Daldinia vernicosa
Lineage: Eukaryota; Fungi; Ascomycota; Sordariomycetes; Xylariales; Hypoxylaceae
Exons: 4
Coding region: 149-2776 (875 amino acids)
Source: RefSeq, a predicted model, not a curated record
GUUACUUCUCUUUUUACCUAACAAUCCCCCAACCUACCGAUAUACCUAAUACAAGAUAAAUCAUUCCUCUUUUACACUAUCGUGCACAAUCGAUUCUAUUAUUCUGUCCCUUGAGUCGCGAGUCGCAAGUCGCGACUCACCUACCACCAUGGAUGAUCCUUGGGGAAGAAAGCAGUCGGACUCAACAGUCCAAACCGUUGACGAGACUGCCUUGGAAUACUAUAGAGAAGACUCAGUAUUAAAGCCUGUCUCUGCCCGUGUCCACACCGAUGACUGGCCCUGUUUUCUACUUACAAAUGCCACAAUAUUCCAUAAGGAUGGCACCUUGGCGAACCUGCUGCAUGUUGAUUUGGAAGGUCCGUUGAUUGUUCGUGGAAAGCUUGAAAUCGAGAAGGAUCAAGAAAGAUUCCUUAUCAAUCGCCACAUGAAGGACCGUUCACCAUAUAUCCAACUUCAGGACACAUUAUCCUUCUCAAUCGGCCUUAAAGAAGAUAGGCCUCCCAUGCCGGUGCUGUGGGCUAGUGGCGGAGCAGGUUGGUAUGAGAUUGUCCCGUCUGAUACAUAUAAGGACAUAUGCAACACUAUGUUUCAGGGCAUUUCUCUUCACUAUGCAAUACUAGAUCAGUACGAAGUUGCACUGGAGAAGCUUCGAAAGACAAAGAAGAGCAAGUAUAAGACACUUAGUGACGUCAAGUUGAACUUGAACGACGUUCUCGUUAAGUAUGCAGUAAACGUCGGCGAUGGUAUCACGUUUGCCGAGGCCUUGCAACAGGUCAAGGAUCAAGCUAUUUUCUUACUUUGUCAUUUUCCUAAGAACACUGAAUUUUAUCGCACUGUGGCGGGAGCACAUCCAGAUAUUGUGCAACAACUUGCCACGAAGGAGACCACGGAUGCGAAGUCAGCUACAAGUUCAACACAAAGCGUUCUAGUCGCAGUUCCGUAUCGAGAUCAAGAGAAGCCUGGUUCUCUCGGAGUCACCAACAGUAAGAAAAGUGGUAGGCCUUCACUGCGAAAUUCUGCCUCAAGAUCUCUACAAGAUAGCGAGGCUAUCGAACUUCAAGUGGCUGAGACAAUAGAGGCUUCGCGACGUCUAUCAGUCGAGCCUACCAAACUCAAACGGGAGCUACCUGUGAAUAUCAUCUCUGAGCCUGCAGAUAGUUCUGAUCCUGAUCUGAUUGUGGUUGGUUUCCGCACCAAAUAUAACCGGCCAAGACAAUAUCACAACGUGGACGAGCAACUUGAUCCGUUUGGAGAACCCAUUGCCUCGGAAACCUAUACAUCUCGCGCAUCCUCACAUAGAGACGGAAACCCCAGCACAAGUUCCCAUUCAGGAAUUAGUCCAUCCCUAUCUGCCAUCAUUGGAGUCUUGCAAGAUUACCGGGAGGACCUACUCUCACACCCAAGUGAUAGGACAAAGCACCCCAAUGAGGUGACUGCUAGCACCUGGCACAACAAACUUUAUCGUGGAUUAAGUGUUAAAAAACCUCGUGCUCUGGCCCAGGUCUGCAUCUACUACGCCCGGGAUCUUUUGCGUUUACUCGGACCAGAGUGGCACUCCACCAAAUUGUACACGUGGCUAAAGGAAAACGUUGAUGUAGCACCUAGCUUUGAGGACUUGUCUGAAGAGCAGAUGAGAAAUCUUGUCAGACGCAAGAAGAAAAAUCAACUUCCCCAGAACCAUCAACCUUAUUACGAGGAUCAACCUUACGAGGAGGACCCACCUUACGAGGAGGACCCACCUUACGAGGAGGACCCACCUUACGAGGAGGACCAAAAUUACGAGGAGGAACAACCUGACGAGGAGGAACAACCUGACGAGGAACAACAUUACGCAAAUCAAUAUUCUGUUCCAAACCGACCAUCCCGCGCAACUUUAUCUCGCGCAACUCCAUCUCGCGCAACUCCAUCUCGCGCAACUCCAUCUUCUUACUCAAGUCAUACUUCUUACGCAACUCGUCCUUCUUACUUGAAUCAACCUUCCUACGAGCUCCCAGCCGCCAUGGAAUAUCAGGAAGAGGAGGUCCAAGGACAGUCGUCCCACAAUAGAGCUCGCACCGGCGGUAAGGUAGCAGGUCUGCGUCCUUCUAUUGGCGGUAAGAAACGACCUCUACAAGACUUUGACCUUGGCGACGAAAUGGAGCUAGACGAGGACGGACUGCAGAAGAAUGCAUUUAAGAAGUCACGCUAUUCUUUUGCCGACAACGACCACGACGAGGAAGUUGAGGCGACCACUUCAUCAGGCAACGAAUAUAACGCAGAAGAUGAGGAUGCCAUGGCAACUGGUACAGCCGAACAUUCAACCAAGCCUCCGAAGCCCAAUAGCAAUGGUGUGGAGGAAGCAUGGGUUUGCGAAGAAGCCGGUUGCGACUUUGUUGUUCACGCCACCAACCACGACGAUGCUGAAGCCCUUAUCAUGCCCCACUAUGAGUUGCACCAUAAGGAUGCUCGAACCAAGAAAUACGCAUCGAAGAAGAAUUAUCUUCAGAACAUAGUUCGCGAGGAGUCUCUCAUAACAGGUGGUCUCCCUGUUGGCUUUUUACUUAAGAAGAUCGGCCGAUAUACUGCACAACUUGAGAGCCUCGACGAGGAGGAAUGCAAGAAGAAACUAGAGGAAGAACGUCAAAGUCGCUUGUCAAAGCCUCAAGGACAGAAGUCACAACUUGAAGGUCAGGCAGCACAGCUUCAAGGCCAGGAGAAGCAACUUCAAAGCCAGGAGAUGAUGGAAUUGGAUGACGAGGCGGUGCCGGAGCCUAAGGAACGCGACACCCUACAAUAGGUUCAUCCUCUUGCAUAAGCAUAACGACACAACAGUUCUUUAUUUUUUGCGUUUGAGGU